AUGAGGUUCCAGACAUUACUACAGCUUUCUGGCCUACUAGCGGCUGAGAUUUCUUUUGCGAACGCGGCAGUUCACCGCGCUCCUCUACACAAGGAGGAUGCUAACCUUGAUAUUGGUGACAUCAAGAUGGAGCAAAGAGCUGCUUUGUUAGGUCAGAAGUACUUGCACACCUACAAGUUGCUGAAACCAGAAGAUGAUGUUGAAACAGACUUCCUAAGGCUGGCGGAGGAAUCCGGUCACUUGAACCCUCUACACAACUACGACAACGCACAGUAUUUCAGUGAUAUCAGUCUAGGAACUCCUCCACAGUCAUUUAGGGUUGUUAUGGACACUGGUUCUUCAAACACGUGGGUGCCAAGUAAGAGAUGUAUGUCGCUCGCCUGUUUGUUACACCACAAAUUCGAAGGUAGACGCUCCUCUACCUACAAGCCUAACGGAACUGAGUUUAGGUUGUCCUACGGUAGUGGUGCUGUCGAAUGUUUCGUUUCCACAGACACUUUGCGUAUCGGUGACUUGGAAAUUCAAGACCAGGACUUCGGUGAAGCUACUGCUGAACCUGGCUUAGCCUUCGCUUUCGGAAAAUUCGACGGUAUUCUCGGUUUGGCUUACGACAACUUGUCUGUUGGCGGUUUGGUUCCACCUUUCUACCAAGCUAUUGACCAAGGUCUACUUGAUGAACCAGUUUUCGCUUUCUACAUUGGUGACGUCAAUGGUGAUAAGGGUGGUAGCGGUGAAGUCAUUCUAGGUGGCUGGGAUGAAAACAGAUUCAGCGGUAACUUGACCUGGUUGCCUGUCCGUCGUCAACUCUACUGGGAAGUUUCGUUUGAGUCCUUGAGCUUCGGUUCUGAUGAAAUCAAAUUGAGCAACUACGGUGCUGCUAUCGACACUGGUACCAGUUUGAUCACCUUCCCAACUGUCUUAUACGAAGAGAUCUUGGACAGAAUCGGUGGUAGAUCUAUCCUGAACGGUAUGGUUAUGAUUGCUUGUAGCGACAGAGAAAAGCUACCAGACAUUCACUUCAAGUUCUCAGGCCACAAAUUCAGUUUGAGCGCUCACGACUACAUUAUUGAAAUCAGAAGAAACGUUUGUGCCGUUGCUUUCACUAAGCUAGACAUGGGUCCUGCUGUUGGUGACAUGGCCAUUAUUGGUGACGUCUUCUUGCGUAAAUACUACUCAGUUUACGACCUCGGUAACAAUGCCAUCGGUUUGGCAAAGUCCGUUUGA
Messenger RNA from Eremothecium sinecaudum, 1224 nucleotides. RefSeq names its product proteinase A (gene PEP4). Bases 1 to 1224 code for a protein of 407 amino acids. The record is from RefSeq and is a predicted model, not a curated record. The transcript has a single exon. Gene Ontology annotation, molecular function: aspartic-type endopeptidase activity. Gene Ontology annotation, cellular component: fungal-type vacuole. NCBI's taxonomy places the organism in Eukaryota, Fungi, Ascomycota, Saccharomycetes, Saccharomycetales, Saccharomycetaceae.